UUGUGCGUCCGUGUGUAGGCCUGCGGGAGUACUUAGAUAUCUUUGCGUCAUGCAAAUUUGAAAUGAGUUGAACCAAGGAGGGCAUCACAUUCAGGCAAAACGAAAAGAAAGUAUGGCCGAUCACGAAGUUUUAUACCAAGCGAUAGUUACGGCACUUAUUGUGCUUCUGUUAUAUUCUAUUUUCUUCAGAUUAUGGAAAUGGUACAGCAUCUUCAGACUGCUCCCUCCUGGUCCUUGGGGGUGGCCAUUUAUUGGAUACCUCCCUAAACUUAAGACGAACAGGCAUCUGGUCCUAACGGAGUUAAGGAAGACGUACGGCGAUGUGUAUUGCCUGAAAAUAGGAGUACAUCGAGCUGUUGUUCUGAAUGGGUUGGAAACCGUUCGCCACGCCUUAGUUCAUUUAGGGGAAAACUUUGCAGGACGGCCGAGUUUUCAUACGUUUCAGUUCAUUGAAAACGGUAAUAGCAUGGCCUUUUGCGAUUUUGGUCCUCGUUGGAAAGUGAGAAGAACAAUUGCCUUAAAUGGACUGCGUGCGUUUUUAAGGGAUAAGGUUCACCCUGUUGAGAUUGCAAUGACAGAAGAAGCAAUAUAUCUGGUAGAGACAUUCUUGGGCAAUAGUGGAAAGCCUUUCAAUCCAGAAAACAGCGUAUAUCUUUCACUUGGUUCUAUAACAUUCGGUUUGUGUUUUUCGGAUCACACGUUAGGCCGCAGCGAUGCUGACUAUCUGAAACUGAUAAAAAGCGUCCGCGACUUUACUCAGAAUGUUGCGGCGUGUAAUUUGGUUGAUAUUUUGCCAUGGCUUCGAUAUUUAUGGAAAGACAAGCUCAAAAGUUUCAUUGAAGUUAAUAACACACUGCAAUCCAUUCUAAGUCGACAAGAGAGAGAGCACCUCGCAACUUUUGAGGAAGGUCACAUGCGGGACAUAUUGGAUUCCUUUAUUAAAACUUGCCGUGAAAUGAACGAAGAAAUUAAACAAGAAGUUCAACUCAAAGACGAGCAUAUAACUAACAUAGCUGCAGAUUUUCUUCGUGCAGGUACUGUCACUGUGUCGGCGACGCUAACAUGGGCUCUGCUCUACAUGAUAACAUAUCCCAAAAUACAAGAACGUCUGCAAAAAGAAGUCGAUGACGUCAUUGGUCCAGGGCGAAAUCCACGAUUGGAUGACAUGGGGUCUUUACCGUAUGCAGAGGCGUUCAUCUUGGAGACGCUGAGGAAAUCCUCAAUUUCCCCACUGUCUUUGCCCCACGCUACCACCAAGGACACUACUCUGUAUGGAUAUCAUAUCCCCAGGGGCACUUGGGUGAUCCCUAAUUUGUUUUCGAUAAGUCACGAUGAAAAAUUUUGGACGGACCCCCAUGUUUUCAGACCAGAACGCUUCUUAACGCCAGAGAACACUGUGGAUGAGAUUCUCGCCAAGAGUUUCCUCCCCUUCAGUGCCGGCAAACGGCGUUGUUUAGGGGAAUUACAGGCGCGCUGGGAACUUUUUCUUUUUGUCGCAACUGUCGUUCAACGUUGUCACUUUGAGAAAGUGCCCGGGGAAACGUAUGACUUGACUCCUGAAUUCGGACUGGUUCUGCAUCCAAAACAUUUUAAUAUCAUAGCCAAAUCGCGUUAG
Messenger RNA from Lingula anatina, 1615 nucleotides. Its product is annotated as cytochrome P450 1A1. NCBI's taxonomy places the organism in Eukaryota, Metazoa, Brachiopoda, Lingulata, Lingulida, Lingulidae. Gene Ontology annotation, molecular function: heme binding; steroid 17-alpha-monooxygenase activity; iron ion binding. Gene Ontology annotation, biological process: hormone biosynthetic process; progesterone metabolic process. The record is from RefSeq and is a predicted model, not a curated record.